UAUUAAAGUUGUGCCUUUAUUUACAUUUUAAUUUUCUGUAAAAAUCAACACAGAUGCAAUAUAAAUUGGUAAGCUUUGACAGAAUUUAGUGUGUGCAAGCUGAAAUAAAAGUCAGAUCUACUCUUGCUUUGAGAAGAGUUCAAGGAUUUGGUCAGAAGUGGAAAAAUCUACAGGCCUUCUCCCUUUUAUAUGUCUGCUUUGUUGGAGAAUAUAUUAAAAUAUCCUUCUCCCAGCAUUUUUAUCUCUGUCAUUAUUUUUCUUCUUCUCACUCUGUUAUAGAUAAACACUGUACUGAAUAUGCACUGUUCAUACAGCUCUGUUGAGCAGAGCAGGGCCACAGUCCUGCUUCCAUUCAACACUGCUAGCUAGAGAAGAGCCACAGGUUCCAAAAUGUUGCCGGGUCAAGCAACCAUCUUUUUUUUUGUUUCCAGUGAAAUACCCAUUGUUGUGAAUUUAAUUGAAGGUGGCUGAAGGAGAAUCACUGGUCCAACAUCUCCUUCCAUUUGACAUUGAAGCAUUUCCAAUAGCUUUAAGUAACUGGUUAAAAGAAGGAUCUCAGUGCUACCUUCGUAUGAGUUAUGUGAUGCUGUUGCUAUUUGAUGAUUCAGUGUUCUGUUCUCAGUUUGCCACACAUCUCACUCACAGGGAGAAAAUAAUUCCAAAUAAUUCCUUGUUCUUCUGUUGGAAAAUUCUCUAGCUUUUUUUUACACUAUUGUAAAUUUGGUGUGAAAUUCAAUCAAUCAACAAAGUAGUACCUGAUUGGCAAAAUGGUUUAAGAUUAAGAUUAUACCACAUACUUAAGAUCUUGGACAAAAGUGCAUCCAGUAAGAGAAAAACAUAUAAAUGUAUAGAAUCAUAUAAAUAAAUAGAAAGUUAUUCUUGCAUUUUUUGAAAAUUUUCAUAAGAUCAUAUGGAAAGAAGAGGUUGCUAAUUUAGAAAAUAAUAGUCUUAAGACAUAAAGCAUUCUCUUUUUUAAAAAACUGCAUCUCUCUUCAAAAAUUGCCUUUUGGGUUCACAGGAUAAUUCAGGUUGGAAAUUAUCUCAGCAAGUCUUUAAUCCGACCUCUUCCUCAAAAGAUCACGAGCUACAGGAUCAAACCAAGCUGCUGAGGGCUUUGUUCAAUGUGGUCUUGAAAACCUCCAAGAAUGGAGACCACAUAACAUUUCUAGGCAAUUCAUUCUAAUGUUUGACAGUCACUGUGACAAAAAGGUUUUCCCUUAUGUCCAGCCUGAACUUUUCUUUUUAUCAUUAUCUCUUUUCCUCUCACAAGCCACACUGUCAAAAGCCUGGCUCCAGCUUUUGAUGGCCUUCUCUUGGGUGCUGGAAGGCUUCUGGAUCUCUUCUCUAAGUGGCUUUGUGAAAGCAUUAUUGCUUCAAGAAAUUUUUGUUGGCCACAUACAACCAAAGUUCCUUCUUUUAGUAAUCUCUCUUCAUGUAACUUCAAGAUUAAUUUGAAAAAACCCAAGAAUUUACUACAUUGAAGGAACAAUCAGAGGCCCACAUUUAUCCUAAUCUUUAAUCCUCUCUAAGCCACCUGUAAAACAGCAUUGCUAAGCAUGGCAUUCCUCAUGCACAUCUCACUCCAGUCAAUUCACAUGAUACCUAGUUGGGUUUGGUUCAAUGGUCGUGUGGUAAAUACAAUUUAUUUAUUAUCUGCAACCAGAAUAAAUCCAAGUAUCUUCUUUUUCUUUUUUUUGUUAGGAUUUCUUGAGGAAGUAGCUCUAGAGUGCUAGAUUCCAUAUAGAUAUUUCUGAGAUUAAUUGAUGCCAGGCAUUGUAGAUCAUCUCAUCUUUUAUUUUGACACAUUUCCAAUCCUCUAUACAGUUAAUUUCAGAAGAAGAUGCACGUCCUCUGCUGUGUAACAGCACUGUAGCUUCUGGGAGAGUCAGGAUAUGACUCAGAUUAUAAUAAAGGCCAAGGGGCCUGUUCUCAUUUGUGUUGAAUCUGCCAGGGCUCUGUACACAGUUGGGACCUGCAUUUGUGAAACCAUUGAGCUAACCAGGUUUUGGCUUGGGCAUUUUGCUACUUCCUGGCCACUGCAGCUUUCCAGAGAGCUCCAAGAGGAAAAUGGCUGACUUUAUGUUGAGUUUCUAUUUCUUGGAAGAUGGACAUGCCCUAACUCAAUCAACCUCUGUCACUCCUGUGUUUUUUAAGAAAGAGGCUUGGAAGAGGAGUAAUGAGGUUCACAUGUGUAACAGUGUAAGUAUAUAAUGUAAUAUACACUUACUUGGUUUAAUCAAUCAUGGGAUGCGAGUAUUUUAUGUCAGUAGUAUAAACUGAGAGCACUUCCACAUAAUAAAAUGUUAAGAUCUUAUAAAUGUUAUAAACAUGCAGCUAAACAUGCAUCCAUGAAUAUGGAUGCCAAGAUGAACAUCUGGGAAUGCCUUGUUACAUAUAGCAUAUUUGUAGCUCUAUACAGAAUUUGUCUUUUCAAAGUGAAUUUUUAAUAAUCACAGCAAUGAAACAGAGGGGUUUAUGUUAUUUCUUAUGUAUCACUUUAACUGUUGCUUUAAUCAAAGUUAAACAAUCUUUUUCUAAUAUUUUUUUCUUAAUAUUUUCACUUCCUGUGAUGUUUGCUUUUAACUCCACCUGUAAGACAAGCAAAGUAAACUGAAUAUUUAUAGUGGUUACUAUCCAUGCCUUGAUUUGACACCACCACAAUAAAACUGAAGAUUUCUCUUUUCCUUGAGGAGAAGCUCAGGAAGGAUACCUGAGAUUUUCUAAAGGUUACCUUCUCUUCAUUUUAGGGAGCAGCUGCAGUGCUUCAUUUGACACAAACAGUGAACUAAACAAAUACUUGUAUUUCCGGACCAAUGGUGGAUUUACUCAAAUGCAUUUAUACAGAUAAAGAACAGAAAUGAGACCUACCUCCAAUACAAUAAUUACAGAAUUCAAGGAAACUUUUUUCUUCCUGUGGAAUCUGUCUGAGAAAAAUACUGUUGAAAUCUUAGCAUUCUUUAUAAUAUUUAGCUGAAAAUGCUUCAUGUUUUUACCUAUGUGAACAUAUAUUAGGAAGUCAAAAUAAUUGGUUUAAAUUUGGAGUAAGAACAAAAUCGGAAGUAGAAAAUUGGCAGAUGGCAGUGCCAUGCCUGAAGAAAUGCAAUAGUUCUCUUAUUUAUAUUUAAUAUGGUUCUAAAAUAAUUUCCUUAAUUAUUCUCUGAAGUGCAGAGUUUAAAAGUCAUUCAAGGAGCAAAAGAAAUUAAAAUAAUCCAGUAUUUCCUUGUACAAACUCUUCAGGCUGAAAUGCUUAGCAUGAAAGAAUUAAUCCCUGGAUCUUUGCAUCCACUUUGUCAACUAGUUCUGUAGAGACAUUUCUACCAGAAAAACCAGUCCAAAAAUCAUUCUCUGUUAGAAGCUUAGGAAUACAGGAUCAGUCAAGACACCUUUCAACUUAUUUUAUUAUUUAAUUUAGAAACAGCUUAUUUGUGUUGAUGUUAAUUAUACUUCUGAUCACAAUUUUUUCUGGCUUUUGAAAACCAGUGAGGAAAGUGAGCAUACCAUGUCAGUUAUUUUUGCCCUUUGAUUUGCUCCAAGUAAUAUAUGAAAAGUUAUUAUUAUGUUGAUUAUAAACCAAAAUAUAUCAUUUUGGUAUCUAUCCUUUUUAGAAUGGCUCAGAUUUUCUAUGGGAAAAGCUGGAUCCUCUUGGGUCAGUCACACUAAGGAAGAAAUACAAAUGAAGGAAUAAUCAAGGAGAUCAUGUCCUGUCCUGGAUUCAAGAUAUGUUUGUGAGAAGUCAUUCCCUGGCUUUGAGAGCAGAUGUACUCUUAUGUUCUACCUUGGCAGGGAGCAAUGGAAAAGCAGGACCUCGGAAGAACAGGCAAUUUCCAUGUUCAGCUACUCUUAAAAAGUUCUUGCAUUCCACAUUUUUUAUUCCUAAAGUUUGUGAACUCAGGUUUUGUUUAUUUUUUAAUCAGAAGAGCAUUAGAAAAGCAACAAGAGCAGUUAAGACAAGAGAGUGUGCUUUGUCAUCCUGUCAUAAAAAGCAAUUUGCUAGUAUUAUUAUUUCAGCACAUUGUAUAUGAUGUCUUUUUAUCUGGAAGCCAAAUUUCAAUUCGAAUGUGGUAAGCCAUGCUGAAGUCCCUCUUCCAAAUUCAGAUCUCACACAAAAACCAUAAAUCUCCAGUUUAUUUCAAAAUGUAUGUAUUUGGGUUUCAUUUUUCCUGUGGCAAGGCAUAAUUUCUGAGCUGCUACACAGAUUCUGGCUUUAUUUGGUUCCUAGAUUGCAGCCUGACGCUAGAAGAGAAAGAACCAAACCAGUAGGAAUAACUGUGGGAUAGAAAUAGGCACACUUUGAUGAUGUUAAUGACUCAGUGUGCAAAACCUUAGAAAGUUAAGGUCUCAAAAGUUAGUCCGAGUAGACACUUUUUCUUAAGGCAUAAUUUACACUGCCAAGUUUGUCAGCUGGCAGCUUUGUUGAUCUGAACUAAAAGAACAGAAGGAGACAAAAAACUGAUUAUGUGCUGUAUUUGCUUAUCUAUAUCUUAUAGUUUCAUACCCUUAAUUGUGAAAUGUACUUCAACUGAGAAAAUUUGUUCCAGCCUAGCCAUGCACAGCUCCAUGGUUUGCAUCCAUUCCAGAAAAUCAGUAGGCUGGCAUUCUCUCACCCUGGUAAUCCUAGGUCCUAUCAACACCAACACAAUGAGCACCUGGAUUUCCCACCUGAGACAGCCCUGCCAGGGCAAGGCCCAGGCUUUUCUGCCCAUACGGUUGCACUGGGAAUGGAAUAACAAGCUGUACCUUGUAGUUAUGGAAGUCAGACACAAGAGGGAUGCUCUUGUUAGAUGCUGUGUAAGUAAAUGUCAUCCUUGGAACAGAACAAGAGGCCUUCCAUCAGUGAUAAUAAGCUGGAUGUCUCAGCUGAUUCGGCUGAGUUUGCUUUGUAAUGUUGUUGCAGAGCUCAGUAAUAUCAAUGCUACUUUGACUUCCAUCUCCCAAAUGUUUCGCUUUUUCAGCAGAAACAAACCACUAGACCACCAAGGCUCUGAGUCCUUGCACAUUGCACUUCUCUAUUGAAAUUUUUCUGUUCCCCUACUCUUACUGUCAGAGCAGUCCCAGACAAAGUCCAGGAUAGGAAUUAUACACAAUAGUUUUCAUUUUUGCAGAAUGGUAAGUGGCCUUCUGCUGACAGUCAGCCUGCCUCCUCUGGAUGAUGGCUGGCCCCAGGUUACGAGCACAGUACAAAUGGAAAGUCCAGGAACUUUACCAAAUACAGAUAUGAAUGAAAUAAUUUUUACAGUCUUUUUCUGUGAGCACUACCUCUUGUUUGGAGAUAGGUGUUAAAUCAUAUGAAUGCUAAGCAAAGUAGAGAUACCUAUAUCCAGAACAUUUUAACCGUAAGGGAGUAUAAUAACAAAAUUGCAGCCCUAGCCACCUGGCCAUCUUUGUGUGUGUGUUUGUUUUCUUUCAGAAGCAGUGACACAGAUGACACUUGCCAUAAAGCUCUUCCUACAGAAAAAAAUGCAAGCCCAGCUCAUUUCCAGUGCAUGAUAACUAUUAAGGCUCCUAUGAGUGAAACACUGAUACUUCUUCAGCUAAUGAUUAACCUUAAGCCCACUUCCCCCCUUAAGUAUUUGGAUUAAAAGGGCAAUACAGAGACUGAAGGCAGCAGGCAUGAGUGGUUUAUUCUCUAACUCUAUGGACUAAAGGGUGGAGUCAUCUGACAGCGUUCAGGAUCAGUAGGCCAGGCAGUGAGGGGAGUGAUCUUAUUAGGACCAGAAAAGAAAAGGGUUCCAUUGUGUGACCAAGUUGAAUUCAGGAUGUUUACAAGCUUCAGAAUGCUGGUUUUACUGGUGCCAGCAAUAUUUCUAUGGUACAGACAGCAGCUAUUGACUUUUCCAUUUAUUCAGUUCCAUACUCUUCUUUGUUCUGUAAUUAGAGAAUUUAGAGCAUUUUGUUGUACAGAAGUCUAGUGCAUAGAGUAAGGCUUUACUUGUAAAGACUUUAAGAGUCACUCUGUGGCGCUAUAUUCAUAUGACCUGGGGUAAGUCAUAAUCACAGAUUUGAUUCAGCUUCCCAGACUGGAAACCAGUACCAACCUCAGAGGGCUUUAUUCAUUUGAUUGAGAUAUUUGGAUAAAAGCUAAUAGAAGAAAAAUGCUGUGAUUCUCACUCUUGUUAAGCUAUAAAUGUUCACCCUUAAUUUUGGAACAGACGUGGAGGGAUAAAAUUUCUUUGUUAGUCGCAUUUUGUAGGCCCCAAAUAACCCUGAUAUUUUAUUGAAAAACUCUCCAGGGCAGUAGCUGGGAACGUGAAUGUGUGAUUCCUGGGUGUUUUGGGUCGGUCACGUCUUGGAACAGUAACUGAUGAAGUACUGAGCAGGAACUGGCAAGGGCAGAUCAGCAGCAUGCCCCUCCUCACCAUGCACAGCCAGCAGAUCAGCUGGACUCCACUGCUGGUACUGGGGUACCUCUUUUACCUCCUCCUGGGUGCUAUGGUGUUCCAGCUGCUGGAGAAGCAGGCAGAAACACAUUUUCGGGACCAGUUCCAGCUGGAAAAGCUCAAGUUCCUGCAGAAUUACACAUGCUUGGACAGACAAGCCCUGGAGCAGUUUGUACAGGUCCUCAUGGAAGCAUGGGAAAAAGGAGUCAACCCAGAAGGAAACUCUACAAAUCCCAGUAACUGGGACUUCAGCAACUCCUUCUUUUUUGCAGGAACUGUUGUCACCACUAUAGGCUAUGGUAACCUGUCCCCCAGCACAGUGGCAGGGCAGAUCUUCUGUGUGUUUUAUGCCUUAUUUGGAGUGCCCCUCAACCUGGCCUUCCUUAAUCAGCUGGGAAAAGCUCUCAAUGCUCAUCUGCUUACCCUGGAAAGAUGGGUGCAAAAGCCAGGGCGUGCCCAGGUGGUUCAAACACUGGCAGUGGCCAUCUUCCUGACCACUGGGACCUUGCUUUUCCUGGUGUUCCCACCAUUAGUCUUCAGUUAUGUAGAAGGCUGGAGCUACGGAGAAGGCUUUUACUUCACCUUCAUCACCCUCAGCACCAUUGGCUUCGGGGACUAUGUAGUAGGCACGAAUCCCAACAAGCACUAUAUCCCCGUGUACAGGAGCCUAACUGCGAUAUGGAUUGUGUUUGGCUUGGCCUGGCUGGCUCUGGUCUUCAACGUGGGAGCUGACUUGAUGGAAAGAUACCUUCAGCUAAAGUGGCACAAGUCUGACUUAAGCUUGGCAGAAGGAGACACCACCAAAUUGGAAGAUGAACCUGAGCAGCCUAGAAUCCAUAUCCCUAGCUGAGCAAGGUACAAAGGAAGCAGUCUUGAAACUGCAUCUUCCAUCUGUGAAGCUAAGCGACCUGUGUGGAUAAAGGACUAAACCACAGGUUGUGGACUGUUUCCUACAGAGGAAAUAUUUCAGAUACAGGGAAAUAUUCACACCUUGUGUAGGCAUCAGCCAGUUAAAACCCCAAGGAAGGAGCAUACAUGGUUACACAGCUGUCCCAGAAUUCAUUUUACACUUCUCAUUCGAAGGCAACUUCCCCUGAAAUAAUCAAUUAUUAUCCUUUCUCUAGUGGGAUUCAGUUCUUAUGGUCACUCAUUUUCCAAAAAAAAAUCCAGAGUGACUACCUCCUAGCUUCAAUAAGAAGUCAUUUCACCAAGAAUCUCAAGUGGAAAAAGUCAGGUACAGAAAUCUUUCUUCAUUUCCAAUCAGAAAACAAACAAAACCACAGUGGAAUACCAUCAGUUAUGAAUACCUGAUUAAUGACAUCCACCCAAUUAAGAUUCAGUUGAUAUUGUCUGAAAUGAACAGCUUUCAUAUAAAAUGACAGCAUUUCUUUAUUUUCUGGGCUAAAAUACUUCUCUUUUAAUUGUGACGAAAUUAUGUGUCUGUCCAGCUCUGCCUGGAGUGUUACAAUUUGCUUCACAGAAAACUGCCAGCUCAAAGCAGGUCCUUAUCACAGUUCAUUUCACAGCCACUUGAAAACACCACUUUAAAGUAAAUCUAAAAGCAAGGAGAAAUCCUUAUUUCCAGCCAGAUCACAAAUAUCAUUAGAGAAUUUGCUUUGGGCCAGUUCAUAGGUGAGCUAUUAUGCACCAUACAGAACUGAUGCUGUAUGUUUACCUCUAAAUAAGGCAAAUGAUAGGUUCUUGCAUUGAAUCUGAUCCUCAGUCAGGCCCAUUGUGUGAACCAUCUGAAACAGGGAGAUUGAAUUUAUCCCAGUCAUUGCAAGUCAAAAGCAGCAGCAGCCAACCCCAAAGGGGCUGAAAAACCAAAGUACAUAUAAGCACCUGAUAAGAGACUAGUCACUGAGAUGCAGAUCUGUAGUCAUACUCUCUAUUAAAGUAAACUCCAGAAAUUUGAUAAAAUGACAAUCCAUUGAUUUGGAUAUUUUAUCUCAGUCAUAACCAACAUGUUCUGUGGGUAUGCUUGUAAUUGCAUACAUACUGCUAUUUAUUCAGUAUGUUUAUAUGUCACAGUAACCAUCAGUUAAUCCCUUUGAACUCAUUUAUAAGUGGAAGUUUAAUGUAAAGGAUGAGUGAAAUAUGGCUGGUUAUGUAGACUAGCCCCAAGCUAGCGUAUGUCAGACUAUAUGAACAUCAUCAAAUGUCAGCUUUUCAGCAGCUGCUUUGAUAUUUCAUUUUGGAGACAUGUCCAUAGAACAUGUAGAGACUUGUGCAGGUCACUAAUUUUUCCUUCAUACUUUUUGAGCUAGAUUCUUACUUUUGAGAAGGGUCGCAACAGAUGUUUGUUCUUACACCUGACAAGAUGCAUGUUUUCUUCACCAGUUGCUGACUCCUGCAUAGUGCAGUGUGGCUACUCAAAUCUGAAAUGCUGGCAUAUAAGAAUGCUUGUUAUGGUUUAUUCAACUAAUUUUAAAAGGAAUGUUCAAAUGCUUAUCCUAUCCAAGAUUUCCCUCAUGACUUACCACUACCUACCUCACAGAUUUUUAUCUUCUCGGUUUUUGCACUGAUCUUCCUCUAUGCCCUCAGCUAUUCCCAUAAAUUUAUGCAAUGGCUUUCUCUGUAGACUUUCACUGAGAGCAGCCAACUCUUUCCUCUCUGGCUUUUUGUAUCUUUGCAAAUCUCACGGGAAACUUUGUCUCUCAGUAUUUUCUGUUCUUCAGACACAAUGUUUGCACUUGCACUUGUUAACAUCAUCACUGCACUCUGUACCUGCCUUGUGUUAACACCAUGAGACACUUUUGGCCUCUUUAUGUAAAAGAGAAAACCGAAGUUCUGCUGACUUCUAUAUCUAACCUGUUUUGUUCACCUUGAUGUUUUCCAUUCCUUCUGUACUUUAUCAAGCCACAGUCUGCCACAACACAAGCAGUAGUCUAAAGGUGAUCCUCUCCAGUGUUUUACACCAUGCUACAUGCCAUAAAAAAAAAGAUAAAGAGGUUUAUCAGGGAUAGAAAGCACUUACCAACAAAGUGUUUCUUAAAAUUAUCCUUACUUGACAUCUGACCGCAGGAAGUUUGGAUUGCUUUUACUGCAGUCCAGAAAAUUGCUCCUGUAUCUGAUACUGAUCUUGCAAAGUAGCAGCAAAUGGUGAGACUACCUCCUGGAUUUUUGCUACUGCUGCAUUUACUAAAGCUGACAGGAGCUGCAGCUGUUCUCCAGCUGCCCAACAGAAGACUCAGAAAGCUGCCUUUAAAUCAAGCAUAUGGCCAUGUUGGAAGAGAAAUGAGAAGGAUACUGAUGCCUUCUCCUAUGCGAUAGAAAUUUCUUGCUUAUUUUGUCAAUUUUUCAAGGUUCUGAAAAGCUCCUAAAGGUCAUGCACAUCCAUAAUAAAAGUUACUUUGAGAUAUGUACUGGGAGCACUGUCCCAGGUUUUGAGUGCGGGUGGACCAAGUGCUUUCUGGUAGUGUUCCUCUAAUAAAAGUGUAGUCAUCAAGUAUCAACUCACCAGCUAAAAAAAGUGAUGUGGAAGAACUGCACAAUCACAAGGACUUGCUAUGAGCCAGAGGAGUACACAAAAGGGAUACUUUUGGUCUAAUAACCCAUUUUACCAGUGGUAUAUUUCUGCCCAGGAUGGAGAGCACACAUAGCUCCAAGCAUGGAAAACAGCUUUUGCAGCCUCUGAAUGAGGCUCUGGAGGCUGUGGCAGAAGCAAUGGCCCAGGCAGUGUUCACCUGUGAUGUGGAAAAGUAGCACUUUGUACUGAGCAGCCACCAUCUCCAGUCCAUGGCAGGACAAGAAGCAAAAGUCCUUCCAGGCUUACACUGACCCUUUUAGCCUACUCAACAAGCCCUUCUUCAUCCUCAGAUAUACAUGCUGUCCUUCCAGACAACACCAAAGUAUCAUUGGCAAAGAUUUGAGCCUUUCUCUGUGGAGAUGUAAAUAGAGAACUGACAGAGAAGUGAGAAUAAUCAAGGAAACAGCCAGUUAAAUAUUAUAUAUUUCUGUAAAGAUUUGUUGUGAAUCUUGAUCUCUUUCUUCCCAAAUUCUUUCUAAUAAGCACACGCCUCAUAACCAGGGUUUUCACAGCAUAGCUUGUAGUUAAAAACUCCAAUUCUCACUUGUAAUUAGUUUUAUAUAUUUUUAGUAUAAACAUUAAAUUCUAUAUGUUUAGUCCAUAAUGUUUCAACAGGUAUACUUAGUGUGCUUUGUAUAAACUAUCUGGGUUUAAAUACAGCUAAAAUGUAAAAAUGUCACUCAGAUGUGUCUAUUUCCUGAUCUUAAAUGUGAUGAGUAAAUAUAUACUUUUA
Molecule: messenger RNA, 10639 nt
Organism: Prinia subflava (tawny-flanked prinia)
Lineage: Eukaryota; Metazoa; Chordata; Aves; Passeriformes; Cisticolidae
Product: potassium channel subfamily K member 16-like
Exons: 5
Coding region: 6343-7227 (294 amino acids)
Biological process (GO): stabilization of membrane potential; potassium ion transmembrane transport
Cellular component (GO): plasma membrane
Molecular function (GO): potassium ion leak channel activity; outward rectifier potassium channel activity
Source: RefSeq, a predicted model, not a curated record